Cryptomeria japonica (Japanese cedar) is the source of this 1368-nucleotide messenger RNA. RefSeq names its product auxin-induced protein PCNT115. Gene Ontology annotation, cellular component: cytoplasm. The transcript has 5 exons. Lineage: Eukaryota; Viridiplantae; Streptophyta; Pinopsida; Cupressales; Cupressaceae. Bases 191 to 1216 code for a protein of 341 amino acids. The record is from RefSeq and is a predicted model, not a curated record.
AGUCCAAGUCAAUUAAUGCGAGACUAAUUCAAUUCCGAUAAUCGGAAAUAAAAUAAUGCGAGACCAAGUUAAUUUCGAUAAGCUGAAACGAGAUCAUGCUACACUAUAUAAUGGCCAAAAGUUGUAUGUGCUAAACAUUGUAACAUAACAUUUCAAUUUCAUUGAUUUCUGCAGAGAAGAAAAUACUGCAAUGGCGAAUGUGGGUACCAAAAAGUUGGGGCAGCAGGGACUGUGUGUGUCUGAAGAGGGUCUGGGAUGUAUGGGUAUGUCCUUUUUGUACGGCCCUCCCAAACCUGAGCAAGAGAUGAUUGACCUCAUUCACUAUGCUGUCAACAGAGGUGUCACUUUUCUUGAUACUUCAGACAUUUAUGGACCAGAAACCAAUGAAAUUCUUCUAGGAAAGGCUCUGAAAGGCAUCAGAGAGAAGGUCCAGAUUGCUACUAAGUUUGGAAUGACUUGGGCUAAUGGAGAAGUCGGCGUGAGGGGAGAUCCUGCAUACGUCAGGGCUGCCUGUGAAGCAAGCCUCAAGAGGCUUGAUGUAGACUACAUCGAUCUUUAUUAUCAGCACAGGGUGGAUACUACUGUACCCAUAGAAGCUACUAUGGGUGAACUGAAGAAGCUGGUAGAAGAGGGAAAGAUAAAAUAUGUGGGUCUGUCAGAAGCCUCUGCUUCAACAAUCCGUAGAGCCCAUGCAGUGCAUCCAAUCACUGCUGUGCAGAUUGAAUGGUCUCUCUGGACUAGGGAUUCUGAGGCCCAAAUUAUUCCUACCUGCAGGGAGUUGGGGAUUGGAAUUGUUACAUACAGCCCUUUGGGCAGGGGAUUCUUUGCCUCAGGAGCAAAACUUCUUGAAAGUGUAACUGAUUAUGACUACCGUAAGGGGAGUCCAAGGCUUCAAAGUGAGAAUCUUGAGCACAAUCAAGCUUUAUUCCAAAAGCUAAGUGAGAUCAGUUCACGAAAAGGGUGUAGCCCAAGCCAGCUUGCUCUUGCAUGGGUUCAGCACCAGGGUAAUGAUGUUGUGCCCAUACCCGGAACCACCAAGAUUAAGAACCUGGACGAUAACAUAUUCUCGGUCUCUGUACAUCUGAGUGCAGAAGACAUGAAGGAAAUUGAGGCCAUUUUUCCUGUAGAUGCUGCAGCUGGAGGUCGAAGCAGGGAAGAGGAAUUGCAAAUGAGCUGGAUGAAUUCAGAAACGCCCCCUUACAAUACUCUCCAUUGAAUGAAAGAAUCUAAAUGUUUGUAUGUGAGCUGCGUGAAAUAAAGGCUUUGCAGGGCAGACCAUUUGCAAUUGAGCCUAAGAAGAAUUAGCAAGGGAAAAAAAAGUCGUAAAUAAAUUGUUUAUUUAGUUUGCUCUACUUUCACAAUCUAUUA